Messenger RNA from Rhopalosiphum padi (bird cherry-oat aphid), 1588 nucleotides. RefSeq names its product RAB6A-GEF complex partner protein 2. Lineage: Eukaryota; Metazoa; Arthropoda; Insecta; Hemiptera; Aphididae. The record is from RefSeq and is a predicted model, not a curated record. The coding region runs from base 200 to 1375 and encodes 391 amino acids. Gene Ontology annotation, cellular component: Golgi membrane; Ric1-Rgp1 guanyl-nucleotide exchange factor complex. Gene Ontology annotation, biological process: retrograde transport, endosome to Golgi. The transcript is spliced from 8 exons.
UAUCUUCUCCUAUUUGCUUUGUUUAUAAAGUCUGCCCCUUUAAUGUUCUAUCAUGCCAAACUCCUAAUUUUUGCCAAUAAUAUGAAGCUUUAUUUGAGUACCAAAUUAAUCAUCAACUGUCACCUUCUUCAAGAGGAUCUCAAUAGAUUAAUUUGCCUUGGUUUAUUUUAGCUUAUUUAAUCCGGCACAAGACAGUGAAAUGAUUGAGGUAUCAGCCAAACUUAUUGGUGGCCCUAUAUUUAUGCCAGGUAGUAAAAUUGGAUGUUGUAUAACAUUUACUCAUCCACCGUUACCAUCAGAUUCUCGAAGCCAAAGUAAUAGUGAUGUUUUGGAAAACUUAGCAUGGGCCAGUGUGCAAAUCAAUUGCUUGUGUUUAACCAACGAUAACAUUAAUUUCCCAUCAGUAAUGUGUGUUACCAAAGAUGAGAAAUAUUUAGGAAAUUCUGAAACUUCAUUUGCACCAUGUUUAACAGAUAAUGGUCAUGUUGUUUUAUCUACAAAACCAAAAAUUUUAUUUUGUGAUGUUGGACUGUCUCCUGGUGAAAAUAAAUCAUAUUUAUACAGCGAAACAUUGCCUAAUGAUGCACCACCAUCAUAUAAAGGACAUUUAGUUAAAUAUGCUUACAAAAUUACAGUUGGUAUGCAACGUUUAAAUAGCCCAAUUAAAUUAUUGAGAGUACCAAUACGUGUUGUAGUCAUGCAUGGACUUACUGAAGGAGUGACAUGUGAAAAUAGUAUUGAUUUAUCUCCAAGUAACCCAUUUUUAGAGUCUCAAUAUAAACAUGAAGAAUGUGAUAUGGCUCUGCAAAUGCUCCAAAAUAUAACUGCUAAACGAAGUCCAAAUUUUUACAAUAUAACAAACUCUCGAGGGAAAGUAGCUCGGUUCUGUUUAUUCAAACAAGCUUACAGACUUGGAGAAGAUAUAGUUGGAACCUUUGAUUUUGAACAAACUGAUGUGUCUUGUAUUGAGUUCACAGUGAGCUUGCAAUGCGAAGAGGCCGUCAAUAAAGACUUUAUUGCAGCCAGCCCAAGACCCAGGAAAGAUAACGUAUCUAUCGUUUCAUAUAACACGCAACAUCAAUUCUGUGCCAAUACUUUGAAAUCAUUUCUGCAGCUGGCUAUACCACUGAACGUAACACCGGCCUUUAGUACACUCCUGGUAUGCGUGAAAUGGAGGCUUCACUUUGAAUUCGUGACCAGUACGAAAACUUCCGGCGAACGAUUGGACGAAACCAAGGAGGGCACUUGCUGGACAGGCCCGGAACACGUAGACAUCGAGACAAUGGUGUGGGAUUUACCCAUACAGAUAUAUCCGUCCGUACCUUCCAUAGCCAAUGACCCUCACGCCCAAACGAGGAUAACAAUCGCGAUAUGAUUUUUUUCUCCGCUAUACCUAUAGGUACUAUAGGUACACCGUUCACAAUGUUUUGUCCGUUUUAUAAAAAUAAUAAUGUGUAUUAUUAUUAUAUUUUUUUUUUAUAUAUGAAUUAUCAAUCAAAACAUUUUUUACACCUAUUAUUAUUUUUUUGUUUAUUAUUGGUAUCUUGAUAAAUUACUUUUAUUCUGUUAUUAAAAAUCGAAAGGGACA